Molecule: messenger RNA, 1109 nt
Organism: Diceros bicornis minor
Lineage: Eukaryota; Metazoa; Chordata; Mammalia; Perissodactyla; Rhinocerotidae
Gene: MND1
Product: meiotic nuclear divisions 1
Exons: 8
Coding region: 54-623 (189 amino acids)
Biological process (GO): reciprocal meiotic recombination
Cellular component (GO): nucleus
Molecular function (GO): double-stranded DNA binding
Source: RefSeq, a predicted model, not a curated record
CGCCCCUCGCCUAGUGCGGAGGCCCCGCCACCGGAAGACGCGCCGCUCGCGCCAUGUCGAAGAAAAAAGGACUGAGUGCAGAGGAAAAGAGAGCCCGCAUGAUGGAAAUAUUUUUUGAGACGAAAGAUGUGUUUCAAUUAAAAGACAUGGAGAAGAUUGCUCCCAAAGAGAAAGGCAUUACUGCUAUGUCAGUAAAAGAAGUCCUUCAAAGCUUAGUUGAUGAUGGUGUGGUUGACUGUGAGAGGAUUGGAACUUCUAAUUAUUAUUGGGCUUUUCCAAGUAAAGCUCUUCAUGCGAGGAAACGUAAGUUGGAGGUUCUGGAAUCUCAGUUAUCUGAGGGAAACCAAAAGCACUCAAACCUACAGAAAAGCAUCGAGAAAGCUAAAAUUGGCCGAAAUGAAACGGAAGAGAGAACCAUGCUAGCAAGAGAGCUUUCUUCACUUCGAGAUCAAAGGGAACAGCUAAAGGCAGAAGUAGAAGAAUACAAAGAAUGUGACCCACAAGUUGUGGAAGAAAUACGUCAAGCAAAUAAAGUAGCCAAAGAAGCUGCUAACAGAUGGACAGGAACUGCUUACUGCAAAAGCUAUAGCCUUACUGUGGUGCCUCAUUUUCUUCACUUCUGAUCCACAUUUGAAGUCCAUUCCUCAAGCUUCCUACAGUGUUGCAUAUGUUCUCUCAUUUCCUGGAAGUCUUUCUGUACUCUUGGAGCCUAUUCUGGAAGAUGUACACAUAGUACUUCAUCUUUUCUCUCUAACAUACAUAUUACUUUGGAAUUGUUUAGUAAUAAAUUGAUUUUUCUCUCACUACUCUUGUGUCAGCUUGAAGGCAGAGGGUCUUUAUGUUCUGGAAUACCUUUAAUACAUUUAAUACCUGUCUUAUUUAGCAGUGGGCCCUCUAUCCUCUAUAAGUAUUUGGCUGUGAUUGACAAGAAUGUAUGGGUUGUACAGAUACUAGUAAAAUUAAACAGAUCAUUCUGGAGUACCUCAUGCUAUUAGUAUUCUCUUCUAUGUUCUUAUGAAAAGUAAAGAUUUGUUUUAGAUUGUUACGAAAAGGAAAGACACAUUGUUCUGUUUGGUGUAGUAGUAUUCACCUUAGAAAUGAACUUCAUU